AUGCAGCAUGGGCUGCUGGGGCAGGAAAAACUGUUCGUCCCCGAGUCCCUAUGGCUGGGUCCUGCCAUGCCCUCUUCUCCGCUCAGUGCCCCCAGCCUGGCCGUGGGGUCCCUCAGCCCCCUCGCACGCUCCAUCGAUGAUGGCGGGGGCUGGCUCGGUGCCCUGGUGCUGCUGGGCGCCCUGUGGCUGUGCCAAGGCCUGCGGCGCCCGGGCAGCCCCCCGCACCUGCACUGCUACAGCGCCAGCGAGCUGCAGCCCGGCGAGGCCCCCGCGCACCUCCUCAGCCGCAGCCUGCGCUGGGACCACUACGUGCCCGUGCAGCUGGUGCCGCAGCUGGAGCGCCUGCAGGAGCCCCGCCGCCGCCGCCGGCACCCGGAGCGCGCCUGCCCCGCGCUGCAGCUCCGCGCCGGCCUCCGCAGCGAGCCCAACGAGCGCUCCAUCUCGCCUUGGCGCUACCGCAUCGACGAGGACGAGAACCGGUACCCGCGGAAGCUGGCCUUCGCCGAGUGCCUGUGCCGGGGCUGCGUGGACGUGAAGACGGGCCGGGAGACGACGUCGCUCAACUCGGUGGCUAUUCACCAGACCAUGAUGGUGCUGCGGCGCAAGCCCUGCCCGCACCCCGCCAGCCCCGGCCUCUUCACCUUCGAGGUGGACUACAUCAGGGUGCCCGUGGGCUGCACCUGCGUGCUGCCCCGCACCGGGCGCUGA
Molecule: messenger RNA, 708 nt
Organism: Dromaius novaehollandiae (emu)
Lineage: Eukaryota; Metazoa; Chordata; Aves; Casuariiformes; Dromaiidae
Gene: IL17C
Product: interleukin 17C
Exons: 3
Coding region: 1-708 (235 amino acids)
Biological process (GO): inflammatory response
Cellular component (GO): extracellular region
Molecular function (GO): cytokine activity
Source: RefSeq, a predicted model, not a curated record